This is a messenger RNA of Chelonoidis abingdonii (Abingdon island giant tortoise), 840 nucleotides long. RefSeq names its product olfactory receptor 4S2-like. Gene Ontology annotation, biological process: G protein-coupled receptor signaling pathway. Gene Ontology annotation, cellular component: membrane. The record is from RefSeq and is a predicted model, not a curated record. Gene Ontology annotation, molecular function: olfactory receptor activity; G protein-coupled receptor activity. Lineage: Eukaryota; Metazoa; Chordata; Testudines; Testudinidae.
AUGGACACUGCAUGGAAUGUGACUGAAUUCAUCCUCUUGGGACUCACCCAGAAGCAGGAGUUACAGCAAAUUUAUUUUGUGCUGUUUUUAUUCUUCUAUGCUGUUACUGUGCUGGGAAAUCUCCUCAUCAUUGUCAUAAUUAAUCAAAGUGAGCAUCUGAACUCCCCUAUGUAUUCCUUCCUUAACUACCUGUGCUUUGUAGACAUCUGCUACUCUUCUGUCACAGCCCGAAAACCAAUAACAGACUUCCUAGUUGAGAGGAAAACCAUCUCGUUUGGUGGCUACAUGGCACAGCUCUUCUGGUCCCAUUUCUUUGGGUUCACUGAAAUCUUCCUCCUCACUGUGAUGGCCUAUGAUCAAUAUAUUGCGAUCUGCAAACUCCGGCAUUACACGACCAUCAUGAUUGGGCUUGUGUGUGGCCAGAUGGUGGUGGCCUUAUGGGUGGGGGGCUUUCUACAUUCCAUGGUUCAGACCCUCCUGUCCAUCCACUUACCCUUCUGUGGGCCCAAUGAAAUUGACCACUAUUUCUGGCCUGCACUGAGUCAGGUGAGACUGGCCUGCGCUGACACUUACCUUGUUGGCAUCAUGGUCGUUGAAAAUACUGGGAUGAUUUCCCUGAGCUGUUUUGUUGUGCUGAUUGUGUCCUAUGUCAUCAUCUUAGUCUCCUUGAAAACUCACUCUUCCAAAGGUCAUUGCAAAACUGUCUCCACUUGUGCCUCCCACAUCACUGUAGUGAUUAUAUUUUUCGGGCCAUGUAUCUUCAUGUACUUACGAUCUUCCACCACCUUCUCUGAGGAUAAGAUGGUUGUUGUAUUCUACACCAUUAUCACCCUCUACUGA